AUUAACAAAAUCAGGGAGCAACACUGUUCAUGUAAAGCUGGUCCAGACAACGUUGCCUGGAGCUGAAACGAACAACUUCCACAACAUAAAGCAACUCAACAAAUCUCAUGGCAGGAUCCGAGUCAAAUGCCGCCGCCAAAGAUUUGUCUGCUAUGAUGGAGACGACAAUGCAACAACUUCAGAGCAGGUUUCAAAACUUAUCUGACCAGAUCAUCUCCAAAAUGGAUGAGAUGGGAACACGUAUAGAUGACCUGGAGAACAAUGUCGCUGAUCUCAUGACACAAGCAGGAAUGGAAGAUCAUCACAAAUCAAAUGACUUUGAAGAGAGAACGAGCUGGCCAAAGCACUGAGAAAUCAACGUUACUUUUCGACGUUACUAAUUCAUGAAAACAAAAUUAGCUCUGUGUAAACCAAAAUAAUUGUUCAUCAGUGGACUGAACAUGACAAUUUUCUCUGCUACUAAAGGGGUUAAAUGUGGAUAUGCCCUCACAUAUGAACAAGGAAGUCCUUAUAUGCGAACAAUGAAUGACAGUGAAAAGUUAAGAAGUUAUAGAAUCCUUUUAUUGGGAUGGAGCUGGCCAAAGAACUGAGUGGAAAUGUUGCAGAAGCUUAAGAUCAACAAUAUUUGGGGAUUGUUCACAUGUGGCAUGUCACAUUUCUUUAAGCUGAUGUGGAUCUUGUACAAAAACAAUAAAUAAACAUGUUUAUCUUUUUGUGUAAAA
This is a messenger RNA of Pimephales promelas (fathead minnow), 722 nucleotides long. RefSeq names its product heat shock factor binding protein 1 like 1 (gene hsbp1l1). Gene Ontology annotation, biological process: cellular heat acclimation. The record is from RefSeq and is a predicted model, not a curated record. Gene Ontology annotation, molecular function: transcription corepressor activity. Lineage: Eukaryota; Metazoa; Chordata; Actinopteri; Cypriniformes; Leuciscidae. Gene Ontology annotation, cellular component: cytosol; nucleus.